UUCUGUGACUUUCAAGUACACAGUGUUUCUCUCUCAGAGUUUCACAGCCAGUCAGUGAGAUUGUGACCAAAGCGUCAAGUUUCCUUCCUUUUUAUGUCAUAACCAUAUUAAUCAUUAAUCACUGUUGGUGCCAGAAGCUCUAAAGUAUUUGCAGAGUGACAGAGGGAUCAAAGCGAAGGCGUGGAGAAAUCGCGAGGGGGAAAUAGGGGCAGAGGGAGGGCGAGAGAGACAAGCAGAGAGAGGAGGAUGGAGAGCGUGUCAUUGGAUCAGUCGGCCAGCGUGGAGGAACUGGUGGAAGCCUGCAUCAAAGCCUUUGAUGAUGAAGGGGUCAUAAAGGACCAGUCUCUGGUGCGCAUGUUCCUCAUGAUGCAUCCCUGGUAUCUUUCCUCCACCGAACUAGCCAAGAAGCUCCUGCACCAGUCUCAGGAGGAGGAAUGCAGUGCCAGUCGCCAAUUGCAGAUUUGUUAUCUUGUCAAGUACUGGAUGCACGAGUUCCCGGCUGAGUUUGACCUGAGCCCGGAGCUGGCCGGGCUGGUGCGCUGUCUGAAGGAGCAGCUGGAGGAGAAGGACGUGAGACGCAGUGUCCUCUUGGACAUAGACAGCCUCCCAUCGUACGAAUGGAAGCGACAGCUGAAUUCGUUUGUACAGAAGAAGAGCAAGGCGUCUCUUCUCUUUGACCACCUGGAUGCCUCGACCCUGGCAGAGCACCUCACCUUCAUGGAGUACAAGUCCUUCUGCAAGAUCCUGUUCCAGGAUUAUCACAGUUUUGUGACGCAUGGCUGUACUGUGGAUAACCCCAUUCUGGAGCGAUUCAUCACCCUCUUCAACAGCGUGUCCCAGUGGAUUCAGAUAAUGGUGCUCAGUAAAGCCACAGCCCAGCAGAGAGCCACUGUCAUCACUGACUUCAUCAAACUGGCCCAGAAACUUCUAGAGCUGCAGAACUUCAACACUCUUAUGGCAGUUGUUGGGGGUCUGAGUAACAGCUCCAUCUCCAGACUCAAAGCUACACAGGCACUGAUUGGUAACGAUGCCCAGAAGCUGUUCAAUGGGCUGGCAGAGCUGGUCACGUCGUGCGGGAACUACAGCCAUUACCGGCAGCACUUCUCCGAGUGCAGCGGCUUUCGCUUCCCGAUUCUGGGCGUGCACCUGAAGGACCUGAUAGCUGUGCACGUGGCCCUGCCUGACUGGGCUGACCCAGGGAAGAGCCGCGUCAACCUGACCAAGACCCGACAGCUGUACGCCAUCCUGCAGGAGCUGGCGCAGGUCCAGAGCACGCCACCCAACAUCGAUGCCAACCCAGAUCUGCUCAACUUGCUCAUGGUGUCUCUCGACCAGUACCACUCAGAGGAGGAGAUCUAUCAGCUCUCUCUGCAGAGAGAACCACGCAGCUUGAAAUUAUCUGCAUCCAUCUCUAAGCCCCAAUCUCCUCUAAUAGAACAGUGGGCGUCUUCCGUCAAACCCAAGGCUGAUCCAGUCAUCAUCAACAAACACAUUGAGAAGAUGGUGGAGUCUGUGUUUAAAAAUUUUGACACGGAUGGCGAUGGCUACGUUUCUCAAAGAGAAUUUGAGACCAUCAGGAAUAACUUUCCCUACCUCAGCAAAUUUGACGAGCUGGACCAAAACCAAGAUGGUAAGAUUAGCCGAGAGGAGAUGAUCGAGUACUUCACCAAAACGAGCUCCGUGCUCAACUAUAAGAUGGGCUUCGUGCACACUUUUGCAGCCAUGAGCUGCAUCAAACCCACAGUGUGUCAGCACUGCUCAGGGAUUAUUUGGGGAUUUCACAAGCAAAGAUACAAAUGCAAAGUAUGUGGGGUUAGCUGUCAUAAAGACUGCCGAAGCAAUUUGGCCCUUGAGUGUCGUAAACGGACAAAAAGUUUCAGCGUUGACUCUCCAGUUCCACUGAUCAGCCGAUCUCUCAGCUUGCCUCCCUCUACUGGACAGCACAGCAAACCUGAGUGCACUGUCAUCAAAGAGGAAAUCCAGGAGAAUCUAGAGGAUGAAGUGUUUGAUGAACACUUUUGAUGAGGAA
This is a messenger RNA of Electrophorus electricus (electric eel), 2029 nucleotides long. RefSeq names its product RAS guanyl releasing protein 2 (calcium and DAG-regulated) (gene rasgrp2). The record is from RefSeq and is a predicted model, not a curated record. Gene Ontology annotation, biological process: Ras protein signal transduction. Gene Ontology annotation, molecular function: guanyl-nucleotide exchange factor activity; calcium ion binding. Gene Ontology annotation, cellular component: plasma membrane. Lineage: Eukaryota; Metazoa; Chordata; Actinopteri; Gymnotiformes; Gymnotidae.